This is a messenger RNA of Lachnellula hyalina, 2631 nucleotides long. RefSeq names its product putative mitochondrial carnitine O-acetyltransferase (gene YAT1). Gene Ontology annotation, molecular function: carnitine O-acetyltransferase activity. Gene Ontology annotation, biological process: carnitine metabolic process. The coding region runs from base 1 to 2631 and encodes 876 amino acids. The record is from RefSeq and is a predicted model, not a curated record. Gene Ontology annotation, cellular component: mitochondrion. NCBI's taxonomy places the organism in Eukaryota, Fungi, Ascomycota, Leotiomycetes, Helotiales, Lachnaceae. The transcript is spliced from 4 exons.
AUGCCGUCCUACUGUCUCCAAGACUGCCAUUACUUCUACCGCACAGCAUUGCGCGUUAAAAUCAACAAGCUGACCAAGAUGCCUUCCUCCACCAAUUCAGUUCGGACAUUUACGAUGCCAAAGUCCCUGAAUGCUUCCUUGGCUGUGGAGCCGGGAAAUGCAAAACAUGCCCCAGAAGAAGGUCGAUCCGUGGAAGAGGUAAAGCAAGUUAGUGAGAGCUACUCCAAGGACCAAAAAGACCCUCUCAGCAACCAGCCAAAAGCCAAGCCAGGAAUUACCUUUGCUGCUCAGGAUAGGCUUCCCAAGUUGCCGAUUCCCGAGUUGGAGCAUAGCAUGACGGGAUAUCUUAAGGCUUUGAAGCCUUUACAAAGUCCCAGAGAACACGCCGAAACGCAACAAGCGGUUGAAGAGUUCCUCAAGAGUGAGGGACCGGAGCUUCAGGAAAGAUUAAAGAAGUAUGCCACUGGAAAAACGAGCUAUAUCGAACAGUUUUGGUAUGACUCUUAUCUCAAUUUCGAUAACCCAGUCGUUCUAAAUCUCAACCCUUUCUUUCUCCUAGAAGAUGAUCCUACUCCGGCAAGGAAUAACCAAGUCACCCGGGCCGCCUCACUUGUGGUGUCUGCUCUAUCAUUUGUCCGUGCAGUCAGAAGGGAAGAGCUACCUCCCGACAACAUAAGAGGAACUCCCCUCUGCAUGUAUCAAUAUUCAAGACUGUUCGGGACUGCUCGUGUCCCUACGGAAAAUGGAUGUCAUAUCGGACAAGAUCCCGAUGCAAAGCAUGUUGUCGUCCUAUGCCAUGGCCAAUUCUACUGGUUUGAUGUCCUUGAUGACAACUCGGAUCUCAUUAUGACUGAGAAGGACGUGUCAAUCAACCUUCAGACUAUCGUCGAUGACGCCCAGCAAACGCCUAUCCAAGACGCGGCCAAAGGUGCACUAGGCGUUCUCAGUACGGAAAACCGGAAGAUCUGGUCAGGACUGAGAGAUAUGAUGACUAGAAAGGAGGGUUCAAAUAAUGCCGAUUGUCUGGGAAUAGUAGACUCGGCAUUAUUCAUCCUCUGUCUCGAUUACACCGAACCAGCAUCCGGAGCAGAGCUUUGCCAGAACAUGCUUUGCGGAACAAGUUUGGUUGAGAAGGGAGUUCAGGUUGGCACUUGCACGAAUCGAUGGUAUGACAAGUUGCAGAUUAUUGUUUGUAAGAACGGAAGUGCCGGAAUCAAUUUCGAACACACUGGUGUUGAUGGCCAUACGGUUUUACGAUUUGCAAGUGACCUUUACACGGAUACAAUUCUGAGAUUCGCCAGGACCAUAAAUGGCGGAGCUCCAAGUCUUUGGGCUUCUACGAGCCCCGAUCCGUCGAAACGCGACCCGGCGAGCUUUGGAGAUGUUAACACAACGCCUCAUAAACUGGAAUGGGAUAUGGUUCCUGAACUUAGCAUUGCAUUACGAUUCGCUGAAACGCGUCUGGCGGAUCUCAUUCAACAAAAUGAAUUCCAAACGCUCGACUUUGCGGCUUAUGGUAAAAACUUCAUAACUGCCAUGGGAUUCUCACCUGAUGCUUUCAUUCAAAUGGCUUUCCAGGCUGCCUACUACGGGCUUUAUGGCCGAGUGGAAUGCACUUACGAACCAGCAAUGACCAAAGUCUAUCUCCAUGGUCGAACGGAAGCCAUUCGAUCAGUGACCCCUGAAUCCGUGGACUUUGUUCAAGCUUUCUGGGCUGAGAACCCGCCGCAACAAAAAGUCGACACACUAAAGAAAGCAUGUCAAAAGCACACCGCAAACACAAAAGAAUGCGCAAAAGCCCAAGGCUGUGACCGACACUUAUACGCCCUCUACAGCGUCUGGCAAAAAGCUCUCGACGAAGACGGAGCAGAAGCCGCGAGCAGCUACGGCAGCAACGGCUACUCCAGCCCCAUCGAUGGCGGCUCAGAACGCGACCCCUCAUCCAUAGUCGGCAGCCCUAACCGCAACUCAGUCCUAUCCUCCGAUGGCGAAGAUGUCAUCUCCCUUCCCUCCCGCCACCGCAACAACAGUUCCUCAUCCCGCCCAGGGCAACAGAACAGCAUGCCCCUCCUAUUUGCCGACAGCGGCUGGGACAAACUCAACAACACUAUCCUAUCCACCUCGAACUGCGGCAACCCCUCGCUCCGCCACUUCGGCUUUGGACCCACUACAGGGGAUGGGUUUGGAAUCGGGUAUAUUAUCAAAGAUGAGGGCAUCAGCAUCUGCGCGAGUAGUAAACACAGACAAACGAAACGCUUCGUUGAUGCUAUCGAGAGCUAUCUCCUCGAGAUCCGCCGCGUCCUGCGCACUACGCAGCGCCGCGGUACGUCUCCCAAAGCAUCGCGCGCACGGGAAGCCACGGCGAGUCGACCGAAGCCGGGGAGUAGACUCAAGAGUCGCGGGAGGGUGAUUCGGGCUACGGAGGGGAAGAAGACGCCGGGUGCGAUGACGCCGGUGGAGGAUAGUACGGUAGGGAGUGAUGAUGAGGGAUUGGGUGGCUAUGGAUUUUUCGAUGCUGGGAUGCUGUUACAGGCUCUGAAAGCGAGGGGGGAGGGGCCGGGGGACGAUGCGAAGGCGCCUGAGGCUAGGAGACGCGAGAUUGGGAAGAAAUUGAGGUUGAGUGAGUAUUGA